Messenger RNA from Diospyros lotus (date-plum), 1904 nucleotides. Its product is annotated as U1 small nuclear ribonucleoprotein 70 kDa. The record is from RefSeq and is a predicted model, not a curated record. The transcript has 10 exons. Gene Ontology annotation, molecular function: mRNA binding; U1 snRNA binding. Gene Ontology annotation, cellular component: precatalytic spliceosome; U1 snRNP; U2-type prespliceosome. Gene Ontology annotation, biological process: mRNA splicing, via spliceosome. Lineage: Eukaryota; Viridiplantae; Streptophyta; Magnoliopsida; Ericales; Ebenaceae. Bases 178 to 1713 code for a protein of 511 amino acids.
CUCCUCCUUGUUUCGCUGCCGCUAUCUUGUUUCUUUUCUCAUCUCCGCCUUACUGUUGCCACCGACAACUCUCAACGGCGGCCGACCGAUGCUUUCGAUCUCGUUUGUCUGAUCUCCCUAUUUACCAUCGAUAACUUGUGAGAAACCUAAACCGAUCCAACCGAUACCUCUACCAAAAUGGGAGACUACAACGAUGCCUUUAUGCGAAACAAUAACGCCGCCGUUCAGGCUCGCACUAAGGCGCAAAACCGUGCGAACGUCAUGCAAUUGAAGUUGAUUGGGCAAAGUCAUCCCACUGGCCUCACCUCUAAUCUUUUGAAGCUUUUUGAGCCUCGACCAGCCCUGGAAUACAAACCACCUCCAGAGAAGAGAAAAUGUCCGCCAUAUACAGGAAUGGCACAAUUUGUGGAUAGAUUUAAAGAAGAUGCUGCAUAUCAACCACCUGUCCAAAAGGGUGAAACCCCUGCACAAAGAAGGGCGAGGAUCCACACUAUACGCCUGGAGGAGGGUGCUAAAAAGGCUGCAGAGGAGCUUGAGAAAUAUGAUCCUAAUAAUGAUCCAAAUAUCUCUGGAGAUCCAUACAAGACACUUUUUGUUGCUAGGCUGAAUUAUGAGACAACGGAGAGCAAAAUCAAAAGGGAGUUUGAGGCUUAUGGGCCCAUCAAGCGGGUUCGUCUAGUUACAGAUAAAACAACAAACAAGCCUAGAGGCUAUGCGUUUAUUGAGUAUGUGCAUACACGGGAUAUGAAAGCUGCUUAUAAGCAAGCUGAUGGGAGAAAGAUUGAUAACAGAAGGGUGCUUGUGGAUGUUGAACGUGGUAGAACUGUUCCAAAUUGGAGACCUCGUAGACUUGGUGGUGGACUUGGUACAACUAGGGUUGGAGGGGAAGAUCUGAAUCAAAAUUAUGCUGGCAGAGAACUACAGCAACCUGGAGGACCAUCAAGGUCAGAGGAGCCAAGGAUACGUGACGAUCGCCAUGGAGACCGGGAUAGCGAAAAAUCCCGUGAACGAAGAGAGAGAGAGAGGGAACGGGAGAAAUCUCAUGACAAGCCAAGGGAUCGUGAUCAUAGAGAAGAUAGGCACCACAGAGACCGUGACAGGAACAGAGACAGGGAUAGGGAAAGGGACAGGGGUGGCCGUGAUCGUGACCGAGGACGUGACCGUGAUCGUGGCCGGGAUCGUGGUAGGGACCAUGACCGUGAUCGAGACAGGAACAGAGACCGGGAGCGCGACCGCCCUCGGGAGAAGGACAAGGAUACGGACUAUGAAGUUGCUGGGUACCCCGACCAUGAACGUGGGCGUUCCCGUGAUAGAGAAUAUGAGUAUGAGCGUGUGGAAUCAAAACACGAGAGAGAUCGGCAUGGUGAGAGGGAGAGGAAUUAUGAUCGUGCUGAGGCAGGGGAGGAUCCUGAAUGGUAUGAACAACGUGAUCAGGGGCAUAGGCGUUCAGAAGGUGAACAUGAUGACCAUGGCAAGUAUGAAUACUAUGAACACCACCAAGGUAGGGGACAAUAUGAUAAUCUAGUUUCCCAGGGCGACCAUGGCCGCUAUGAGCUUUCUGAUCGUGAUCCCGGUCGUUAUGACCAAAUGGACGAGUACAACUAUAAGUAUGACCGAGCAACCUCUGAGCAGAAUGAAAGGGAGAAAACUCGAGAUUUGGAACAUGAAUAUGAGCGCGCCGAGAGGUCAGCUUCUCGCGAGUACGAAUACUAGUCAAUCUGUGUUUCACUUGCAAGUUCACAAAACUAUUGCUCGUACUCCAUUUGUGUUUUUGUGGUUUGUAUGAUCUGGUACAAUACACUGGUGGUUUAAUUCUGCACUUAAUUUUAUCUUUUGGCAUCAUCUGAACCCGAAGAUGGGGGUGUGUUUUAAUCGAGUUCAGGCAUGGUGUGUUUUUUCUUUUC